Pteropus alecto (black flying fox) is the source of this 3697-nucleotide messenger RNA. RefSeq names its product GC-rich sequence DNA-binding factor 2 (gene GCFC2). Lineage: Eukaryota; Metazoa; Chordata; Mammalia; Chiroptera; Pteropodidae. The record is from RefSeq and is a predicted model, not a curated record. Gene Ontology annotation, cellular component: nucleus. The transcript is spliced from 17 exons. The coding region runs from base 383 to 2221 and encodes 612 amino acids. Gene Ontology annotation, molecular function: DNA binding. Gene Ontology annotation, biological process: mRNA splicing, via spliceosome.
GGCAGCGGAACCGCGCCUUCGGGGCCGUGGCCGUGGCCGUGGCCGUGGCCGGGGCCGGGGCCGGGGCCGGGGCCGGGUCUGGGCGAGUUCCCGGCGCGCUGUGGGAGCGGCUUUUGGCGCGGACGGCGACUCAGGCGUCCCAGAAUCCAGAACAGUUGAUCUUUCAACAGAUGAAGAGGACGGAACACAUCAUGCCUCAGAAAGUAAGGAUGAUCAGAGUUCAUCUUCCAACAGCUCUAGUUCUCUGGAAGAAGAAUUUUCAUCAAUAGUGAAUAUCCCUGAUGCAGCUUUUAUUCAGGCAGCCCGCAGAAAACGUGAAUUGGCCAGGACCCAAGAGGAUUAUAUUUCGUUGGAUGUGAAACAUACUUCUACCAUCUCUGUUAUGAGGAAAAACAGUGAUGAAGAUCCUGAGAGUGAGCCUGAUGACCAUGAAAAGAGAAUACCAUUUACCCCAAAGCCUACAACACUUAGACAAAAAAUGGCUGAAGAAACAGCAACCAGAAAUGAAGAAACAAGUGAAGAAAGUCAGGAAGAUGAAAAUCAAGAUAUUUGGGAACAACAGCAAAUGAGGAAAGCAGUUAAAAUCACAGAGGGACGAGAUAUCGACCUUUCCCACAAUAGUGAGUCUCAAACAAUGAAGAAGUUCGAUACUUCCAUUUCAUUUCCACCAGUAAAUUUAGAAAUUAUAAAGAAGCAAUUAAAUACUAGAUUAACAUUACUGCAGGAUACUCACCGCUCACACCUGAGGGAAUAUGAAAAAUAUGUACAAGAUGUCAAGAGCUCGAAGAGUACAAUCCACAACCUAGAGAAUUCAUCAAAUCAAACUCUAAAUUUUAAAUUCUAUAAAAGCAUGAAAAUUUAUGUGGAAAAUUUAAUUGACUGUCUUAAUGAAAAGAUUAUCAACAUCCAAGAAAUAGAAUCAUCCAUGCAUGCACUCCUUUUAAAACAAGCCAUGAUCCUUAUGAAACGCAGGCAAGAUGAAUUAAAACAUCAAUCAACGUAUUUACAACAGUUAUCACGCAAAGCUGAGACAUCAACAAAUGGAGACUUGGCCAUAGAUGAAAAAACUCAAUGGAUUUUAGAAGAGAUUGAAUCUCGAAGGGCACGAAGAAGACAAGCAAGAACACUUUCUGGAAAUUGUGAUCAUCAGGAAGGGACAUCUAGUGAUGAUGAACUAUCUUCAGCAGACAUGACUGACUUCCAAAAAAGCCAAGGUGACAUUUUACAAGAUCACAAGAAGAUUUUUGAAGAUGUGCAUGAUGAUUUCUGUAAUAUCCAGAAUAUUUUGUUGAAAUUUCAACAAUGGCGAGAGAAGUUUCCUGAUUCUUAUUAUGAAGCUUUCAUUGGUUUAUGCAUACCGAAACUUUUAAAUCCCCUAAUCCGAGUUCAGUUGAUUGAUUGGAAUCCUCUUAAGUUUGAUUCCAUAGGUAUAAAACAGAUGCCAUGGUUCACAUCUAUAGAAGAAUUUAUGGAUAGUAGUAUGGAAGAUUCAAAGAAGGAAAAUCGUUCUGAUAAGAAAAUCUUGUCUGCUGUCAUCAACAAAACAAUUAUUCCUCGACUUAUAGACUUUGUAGAAUUCAUCUGGGACCCCUUGUCGACCUCACAGACAACAAGUUUAAUAACGCACUGCAGAACAAUUCUUGAAGAACAGUCCACUUUUGAGAAUGAAGUUAGCAAAGGCAAAAAGGAUUUAUUUAAAUCCAUUGUUUCAAGAAUGAAGAAGGCAAUAGAUGAUGAUGUGUUUAUUCCUCUGUAUCCAGAGAGUGCUGUAGAAAACAAAACAUCACCACAAUCAAAGUUCCAAGAAAGACAGUUCUGGUCAGGUCUAAAGCUGUUCCACAAUAUUCUUCUUUGGAAUGGACUCCUCCCAGAUGAUACCUUGCAAGAGCUAGGACUAAGGAAGCUGCUAAAUCGUUACCUUAUCAUAGCUCUUCUUAAUGCCAUACCUGGGCCAGAUGUUGUUACAAAGUGCAACCAGAUAGCAGCAUAUUUACCAGAAAAAUGGUUUGAAGAUUCUACCAUGAGAACAUCUAUUCCCCAACUAGAAAACUUCAUCCAGUUUUUAUUGCAGUCUGCACUUAAAUUAUCUAGAAGUGAAUUCAGGGAUGAAGUCAAAGAAAUCAUUCUUAUUCUAGUGAAAAUAAGAGCUUUUAAUCAAGCAGAAUCCUUCAUAGAAGAAUAUCACCUAGACCAUCUUAAAUCAAUAAUUAAAGAAGUUUGAGUAAACUUUGUAGGAACGUACUAAAAUGAGAUUUUAGUAUACUUGGCUCCUUUGCUGGGGGUCAGAGGGUACAGGGAGCUGGUGCCUCUGCUUUAUUCCUGGUCACGGAGGCAAGGAUUUGCAAAAAAAAAAGAAAAAAUAUAAAAAGGACUUAGUGGCCUCCAGUCUCUCCACCUUCUACCUUCUGGUAUCAGGAAAGGCUGCUCCUCUGGAUUCUGUGGUGUUUGCAGGAAUUAAUCACAUGGGGCAGUAGAAGAUUAACAUAUUUCCCUUUGAUUCUUUUGGCUACUUUUCCAAUUUAAGAGAGGAGUUAGGAAAACCUCGAUUGUAGCUCCUUUGGCUUUGGUGAGUCUGAUCCAUAAAAACAUCUUAGUUCUCCUCGUUUUAAUUAUCUCUCUUUACAAGUAACUUAAAAUGGAAAUCUUAACUGGAAUACAUUAUUUAAGUAUUAACUGAUUGAGGCAUUUUAAGGCUUCGAUAACUAAUGAGUAUCAAAUUGUCCUUCAGAAACCUUUACCCGUGUAUUAUACCAACACAAGUGCAAGAGAGGCCAAUGAAUCCCCACCAGCAAUAGAAAUUACCUUUUUUUAAUGCAACGCAAAUAGGUGAAAAAAUUCUUAAAUAUUUGUUUUGGCAUUUGAGAUUGAAUGCUUGUUUUUUGGCCAUUUGUAAUUCUUUUUGACAUGUCUGUUCAUCCUUAGAGAUUUGUAAGAGCUUCAUAUUUUAAAGAUAUUGGUGUUUUGCCUAUUCUUUGUUUUGAAUAGCUUUCCUCUUUUGCCAUUUUUCUUUUAAUUCUGUGUAUGAUGUGUUUGGUAUACUAAGUCAUUACUUGUUUGGUAGCUACUACUUUUUGUUAUGGUUUUUGUCAUUGGUAAGCUUAGAAAAGAAAUAUGUAUUUUAAAUAUUCAGAACAUGAUAUUCAUUUUUUGAUAAAAUAGAUAAUUUAGAAAAUCUGAGGCAAGGUAAUUGAAUCAAAAAAGUUGAAGAUAUUUUUCAGUUUACUAAUUUUUUCUUAAGUCUGUUUGAAAAAUAACUCAAUGGCAAUCCUAAAUAUAUAUUUUGCAUAUUGUUGCCCAAAAGAUAAUCAGAAAAAAAAUGAUUGUAUAUAGGAUUUGAGUAUGUGGACACUAUCACAUAUAGUUUUGAAGCAAUAUAUAUAUUUAAUAGAUUGAUGUGUUUUUUCUACUUCACUGAAGAUUCAUGAUUCACUCAAACAAUUUUUUAAAGUUUAUUUUAUUGACAAAAAUUAUACAGGAAUAAAAUCUCAUCUACAGAAUUCAAGCCAUUGCUAAAAGGCAUUUAGCAUUCCCACACAAUUAUUGUUCCCAGAGUUAAUUGCUGUUUUCAUUUUGAUAUUACCCUUUCAGACUUUUACUUGGAAAAAUGUGUGUGUAUAGCUUUAUGGUUUACAUAAAUAGCAGAUUAUAUAUGAAAUUUGUGAUUUUUUUACUAUUAAAGUGCACAUUUGUAAAUUUC